Hirundo rustica (Barn swallow) is the source of this 1213-nucleotide messenger RNA. RefSeq lists its product as uncharacterized. Lineage: Eukaryota; Metazoa; Chordata; Aves; Passeriformes; Hirundinidae. The transcript is spliced from 3 exons. The record is from RefSeq and is a predicted model, not a curated record. Bases 61 to 1203 code for a protein of 380 amino acids.
CAGCCGCCCCAAGCACGAACAGCCCCAUCCGGACGACGCCGGGCGGGGGCUCUACUUGAGAUGCGGCAGCAUAAAGUACAAGGACAAAGACAUUUGCAAGCACAUUUAGAUAGAGAAAGCAAAGUCACUCGUCUGAUUGGGAUUGUUCACCAUGAAGAUGUAAAACAACUGUACUGCUGGUUCUGCUGUCAGCCCAAUGGAAAGAUAUAUGUAUCAAAAGCAAAAAUUGAUGUUCACUCAGACAGAUUUGGAUUCCCUUAUGGUGCAGCAGAUAUAGUUUGUUUGGAACCUGAAAACUGUGAUCCAACACAUGUAUCAAUUCAUCAGUCUCCACAUGGAAAUACUGACCUGCUGCCAAGGUUUGAAAUUAAAAACCGCAAGGCUGAGACCUUUUCAAUUGACUUCACUGUGUGCAUUUCUGCCAUGUUUGGAAACUAUAACAAUGUCUUGCAGUUUAUACAGAGUAUGGAAAUGUACAAGAUUCUUGGAGUACAGAAAGUGGUGAUCUAUAAGAACAACUGCAGCCAUCUGAUGGAGAAAGUCUUGAAGUUUUAUGUAGAAGAAGGAACUGUUGAGAUAAUUCCCUGGCCAAUAAACUCACACCUCAGGGUUUCUUCUGAGUGGUACUUCAUGCAAGAUGGAACACACAUUGGCUACUAUGGACAAAUCACAGCUCUAAAUGACUGUAUAUACCGUAACAUGGAAAGGAGCAAGUUUGUGGUCCUUAAUGAUGCUGAUGAAAUAAUUCUUCCUCUUAAACACCCAAACUGGAAAACAAUGAUGAACAGUCUUCAGGAACAAAACCCAGGGACUAGUGUUUUCCUCUUUGAGAACCAUAUCUUUCCAGAAACAGUAUCUUCUCGCAUGUUCAAUGUUUCAUCUUGGAAUACUGUGCCAGGUGUUAACAUACUACAGCAUGUAUACAGAGAGCCGGACAGGAAAGAUGUAAUCAAUCCCAGGAAAAUGAUAGUUGAUCCACGAAAGGUGAUUCAGACUUCAGUCCAUUCUGUCUUACGUGCUUAUGGGAAGAGUGUGAAUGUUCCCAUGGAUGUUGCCCUCAUUUAUCACUGUCGGAAGGCCCUUCAAAGAGACCUUCCCAGAGAAUCUCUCAUCAGGGAUACAACACUGUGGAGAUUUAACUCAUCAUUAAUAAAGAAUGUUAACAAGGUUCUAUAUCAAACCAUGCUGCGAGCUCAAAAUUGAAACCUCAGUU